This is a messenger RNA of Columba livia (rock pigeon), 9593 nucleotides long. It is a transcript of the gene CHRM5, whose product is annotated as cholinergic receptor muscarinic 5. Gene Ontology annotation, molecular function: G protein-coupled acetylcholine receptor activity; G protein-coupled serotonin receptor activity. Bases 765 to 2351 code for a protein of 528 amino acids. Gene Ontology annotation, biological process: adenylate cyclase-inhibiting G protein-coupled acetylcholine receptor signaling pathway; gastric acid secretion; chemical synaptic transmission. Gene Ontology annotation, cellular component: plasma membrane; synapse; dendrite. The record is from RefSeq and is a predicted model, not a curated record. The transcript is spliced from 2 exons. Lineage: Eukaryota; Metazoa; Chordata; Aves; Columbiformes; Columbidae.
CGUGCUCACUGUCCUGAGAGAUGACAAAACACUACACCCUUUGGGAUUUUUUUUCCCUCUGCUCUAAAGCAGCACUUCACAUCUGUGUCUGACAGAAGCAUAAGGAGCUGAGAGAGGCAGACCAUCUUCCUUCACAGAAUAACGUUGCAUGGGUUAAAAGUCAAGACCUGAUAUCUACAGACCCUGCAUAUUUCCUACAAAAAUCUAAAACGUGGAAGCUACCAAAAUGUGUAGGGAAGUAACUUUUCAGUGUUGGAAUAGCUAGAGAAAACAGAUGGAAUUUACUGGAUACUAAAUCUUUAAAUUAUUUUUUAAAUGUUUGCCAAAUACUUGAGUUAGCUGGGGUCGAUGUAUUUUCCUUUUUUUUUUUUUUUGUCCUUUUUUGAGGUGUGGGGGGGAAGAUGUGAAGUUCACAGGUUCUUUUCUAUUACCUGAUUAGGGCAGAAUAAACAAAAAUGCUGAAUGUGGAAGAAAUCAGAUAUUGGAGAUACCUGGAAAUAAACUAGAAACUACCAAUACCACAAGACGAAGCAGCAGUGAACAACAAGACGCUGUGGAAAAAGAAAUCACAAGACGAGAGUGCACAAUGCAUUUCAAAUAGAAAAAAGCUUCCUAUCUGCUGAGUGAGUCUCAGUAUAUUCUGACAGAGCACAGAUAAAGCUUCAAUCAAGUACCUCCUAGCUGUCUCCAAAAGAAUCGUUGUGAGUACAGAAAGCAAUAUACAACAAUGCUAAAAUCCUGAUGACAGUACACCAAGAACAAGAAUGGAAGUAAAUUUAUUCAGCAAUUCUACUGUUGUAAACAGUUCAUCCAUCAACCAUAAGCAGUUAGAAGGGCAUAGCCUCUGGGAAGUCAUUACUAUUGCCACUGUGACUGCAAUUGUAAGCUUAAUAACCAUAGUGGGAAAUAUUCUUGUUAUGAUAUCCUUCAAGGUUAACAGUCAGCUGAAAACUGUCAACAAUUAUUACCUGCUCAGUCUCGCCUGUGCAGAUCUUAUAAUUGGAAUAUUUUCUAUGAACCUUUAUACAUCCUAUAUACUCAUAGGCCAUUGGUCUCUUGGAAGCCUUGCCUGUGACCUGUGGCUAGCACUGGACUAUGUAGCUAGCAACGCUUCAGUAAUGAACCUCCUAGUCAUCAGUUUUGACAGAUAUUUUUCCAUCACAAGGCCUUUAACUUACAGGGCCAAACGCACACCCAAGAGAGCUGGUAUCAUGAUUGGUCUGGCUUGGCUAAUUUCCUUCGUGUUGUGGGCACCCGUAAUCUUGUGCUGGCAGUAUUUUGUGGGUGAACGAACAGUACCACCUGAAGAGUGCCAGAUACAGUUUUUGUACGAGCCCAUUAUCACCUUCGGUACUGCAAUUGCUGCUUUUUACAUUCCAGUAUCUGUUAUGACCAUUCUGUAUUGCCGCAUCUAUAAAGAGACAGAGAAACGUACCAAGGACCUUGCUGAACUGCAGGGUUCGGAGUCUGUGGCAGAGUUUGAGAUGAUAAAGCCUCAGAAAUCUUUCCUGAAGUCUUGCUUCAGUUGUAAGCAGCAAAACUUAGUUAAAAGGGAGAGGUGUCAGGCUUCCUGGUCUUCAUCUAGUCGAAGUACAUCAGCUACGGUGAAAGCCUCUCAGGCAGCGAGUACUUGUAACGACUGGGCUAAGGCUGACCAGUUAACCACCUGCAGCAGCUACGCAUCUUCAGAAGAUGAGGAUAAACUUGGCACUGAUUCAGUUUUCCAAGUAACUUACAAAAGUCCAUCUAAAGGUAAGGCAGAAGAGUUUCAUGAGUGCACGGAUGUUGUUGUCAAAGACCAACCUGAAGAAAAUGAUUUUGAGAACCAGAAAUACUUUUUGUCACCCGCCGAAGGCCACAUACAAAAAAGUAAAAAAUGUGUGGCCUAUAAAUUCCGGUUGGUGGUUAAGGCUGAUGGUACCCAGGAAGCCAACAAUGGUUGCCGUAAAGUAAAAAUAACUCCUUGUUCUGCUGCUCUGUCAAAGGAUCCUUCCAUCAAAAGCAUGGAUCCAAAUCUAAAUAAUCAAAUCACCAAAAGGAAACGGAUGGUUCUCAUAAAGGAACGCAAAGCAGCACAAACUUUAAGUGCCAUUCUUUUGGCUUUUAUCAUCACAUGGACUCCCUAUAAUAUCAUGGUUUUGAUCUCCACAUUCUGCUCUGACUGCAUUCCCCUGACACUGUGGCACCUUGGAUAUUGGCUUUGCUAUGUGAACAGCACUGUUAACCCCAUGUGUUAUGCCCUCUGUAACAAAACUUUCAGGAAAACAUUUAAGAUGCUGCUUUUCUGCCAGUGGAAAAAGAAAAAAGUGGAGGAGAAACUAUACUGGCAGGGCAAUACCAGACUGCCAUAAUUGCUUGUAUAUAAGGGAUAAGGGCAAAAACAGAUAUUGACGUAACCUACUAAAUUGACUGUAAUCUUGUCUUCUCAAAGAUGUUACUUUAUAUGUCUAGGGGUUAAAAAAAAUCUGCAGAAAAGUAAAAUUUUGCAUGAAAGUCAUGUGUGCUUGGGAUAAAGAAGUCAGUGGCUGCUGUGAGCAACACAGGGUGGUUUUGAUUAUGUAGUAGAUCUUCUGCAUUAAAGUUAUCAUAUUUGGGGUCUUCUGUCCUUUCUUUCAGUCUGAAAAUAUGUAAAUUAUAAACUGCUAGUGGGAUGAUCAUUCAGUCUACCUCACUGUAGCGUAAAACUGUUUCUUCCCUUAGUUCCUUUCUAGUGUAUUGUCUGUUUAGCUUGCAAUGUAUGAAGCAAUGGAGUUUGUACUACUUCUGUUUUGAGACUUUUCCACCUGAUGUUGGAACAAAAUAAGGACUAUUUAAAGGCAGAAAUGCUGUUAUCCCCAAUACUAAAUGGUUAGGGAGAGUCAUAAUAUUCCAAAUGAACACACAUAUUAUAGGGGAAUGUAAUACUGAGAUUUCCACCUUAAGGAUGACUUUUGUGGAGACAUAGGAAUGGCUCAUCGUGUAGGAAACAGAUAAUGUAUUUUGUAUAUGAAGAAGUCAGUCCCAAUCUCAGUCCCAUCAUGCAAGUCACUGUCAUCUGUAAAACAUAGUGGUGGUUAGCAACUAGCUCCAAAAUUCUCUAUUUCACAGUGCUUCUGAAGGAAAUUUUAAAAUUUUAUGCAAUUGUGACAAUGGUACAAAUCAGAACUGACUGUAAAGCACAAUGGACAUAGGCUAUUUACUUUACAACACAAAGCAAGUAUUUUUUGCGAUCUUCUUGUUGUACUUCCCAUUGCCCAAAAAGUUUCCAUUGCUGAUGUAAUGAUGCAGAACAAGAGAAAAAUAUAUAUUGAUGCUCUGUGCAUUUAUUUAUAUAUUAUGAAGUUAUUCUAAACAGUGACAGAAUUGGCAUCUCUGAAAGAGUAAAUAUUUUUUACAUAAUUUUUGGAUAUGUCAAUAAAACUAUUAAGGACACUGUGCACUUUCUUAGCACUUUUUGUCUUGAAGUAGCUUUACAAAUACUAGCCAACAUCAGGUGCUUGGAAACUUAAGUUAUCUUCAGUCGCUAUCUUUUGGUCCAGCAGAACUGUAUCUGCUACAGUACUAGGAGCUGGAGUCAACCACUCCGGUGGCUGUGGCUUCUGGAACUGUGCUGUACUGGUCUGCUUACAGUGAGCUGAGACUCUGGCCACUAGCUGAGGUUUGCUGGGGCUUUGGGUUUGUGUGAGGACACUUCCAUGGCAGGGGCAGGAGCGAGGGGCCACCUUCAGCAGAAGGCCAUUGGAAUGACCUGCCUCCUUGCGGUGGGAACAAACGUGAAACCUCAGGAAAGGCCACGAGAAAACGAAGUCAGUGGUGACACGAGUCAUAAGGAAUGAAGUACUAAAGUAAACAAAUGUUUAUGAAUAAAUGAGACAUAUAUGUACACAAAGUUCAGAUUCAGUUCUAGCCUUUCUAUCAAAAUUCAGGGUGAGAUGCUCUGGAAUAUUAGUUUGGGCCAAUCUUCAUAUUGUAUCUGCUAUACACUUUAGUGGGACAUUGAAGUGGUGGCAUGACCCUAUUGCACAUUUCAGGAAUUGUAUCAGUCAUCCUGAAUGUACCGUUGCUCUCAGUGAAAUGGUUUGUAUAAUUUAUUAAAUUAUCAUAUCAUCCAAGUGUUUCCCUACAGAUGAAUAAUUCCUCCCUCUCAACAACCACAGUACAAGUAAUUAAUAUUUUUUUCCCCAAUCUCCAGAGGGGGAAAUUGUGUCUGUGACAGAUUAGCAGUGUAGUCAUGUAAAAAUGUGUUCUUUAAAUUCACGAUUGAUUUUGUGACACACCAUACGAUGCCUAUUAUUUUUUGUGCAUUAGCAUAUCAUUGCUUAUUAAAGUAAAACAAGAGUCUUUAUAAAGACCCUGUCAUCAACUUUCCUCUGUCACUAUCCAUAGUUUUUCCUGUAUACAGUAACUGUGUGCAAGUUGGUUAUUAUAGUGGGUUUACUUUACAUUACAUCAGAUCAGACAUUCAGUAAACUGUGUUUGACUUUUAGCAAAUGAACGUGUCCCUCUGUGGCACAAGCUAUAGCUAAAGGUAAAAUUUAUGAGGUAGUAGCAGUUCCUGCUAGCUGCAUUGUUGUUGCUAAAGUAAAGCAUUGGCUUCUACUGAAAUUAAAUGGGAAAUUUUUUUGUUGGUUUUGGCUUCUGUUGAACAAGAGUAUUCUGUAAAUGUUUAUGGACUCUGUGCUCAGUAAAUGUAUUAGAAUACAUGGUAAUGGAUGCAACAAUGUUGGCUCAAUGUAAUUGUGAAAUACGUACUCAAACCAUGCUGCUAGCGCUUCACCAUGUGAGAUGUUACAUGGCCAGACACGGCUACAUUGUAAAUACCAAGAAUUAUUAUAUAUGAAGAGGUGUUUGAUGCUUUACUGUUAUGUAGGAUGUUUACUCUUAAAAAAAAGAAAUCAAAAACCACAAAAAGAAAAAGGUGAUCAGAAUAUCAGUAAGCACUUAAUUAUAAUUUGUUUUCAGAUUAAACUUUGUACCUUUAAAAAGUGUUGUGAGACUUACAGUGUAAAACAAUCUUGUUAUCUGUAUUUCUGUCCUUUAAAUGAAUCUUUUACUGAUCCUAUAGUUGAUUAUGGUUAUGGACUGGUGAAAAGAUCUUUUUUUUUUUAAAUUACAUUUUAUUUAUACAUAAUUACAUACACAUACAUAUGUAUAUAUGUGUAUGUAUUAUCAAUAUAGACGCAUAAAUAUACAUCCCAUACUAAGCUUUGCACAUAGCCAGUACACUUUAAUAUUUUUGGAUAUUCAAUUUUCCCACAAACAUGAGGUGUAAUUUUUGUCUCUCCCUUUUCAUAAAUACCAGCCUCCAGAUCCCCAUAAAUUAACAAGUAACAUUCAUUUUCUGUAAAUAUAAUCUGUGUUUGUAGAUAAAUACUUGGAAGAGUUCCCAUAAUUUUUUAAUGGGUAUAGAACACCUAGUUAAAGUUGUGCGCUUUCUGCAACUACUUAGCACAGAGUGAAGACCUUUGCAGAGGACAGAAGGUCAAGAUUGAACAUAAAUGCAGGGAUUUCCUUUAGAGAAAAAUCCCACUGAAUUAAGCAAGGAUGAAAUCAAAGGGGUUAUAGAGAAAAUACUGUAAGAACCUGUAAAAUAUAAUAGAACAUAUUUUGCAAUUAAUUAUAUAAUUUAAUUGCUAGUCAUGCUUAUCCUACUCAACUAUGCAUGUCAAUUAGUAACUGCUAUUAACUGUUGAAAGUUAUUUUUAUAUGUGGAUUUUUGUUCCUCAUCUCUAUUGUACCCAUAAGGAGACCCACACCGGGAUAUGUGGACUUGAGGAGUUCACAUCCAGAGACAGUGAUGCACUUCAAGGCAAAAUCCCUAAUUGCACUUUCUUAUCACCCUUUUGAUAUCAUUCCAGUUUUAGAGCUGAGUCUCAGAAAGUGUCCUCAUCUCUAAUUUAAUUAUUCUGGUAAUUUUAUCUCCCACAUAAGGCUUUUCUCAGGAAUCUGUGACAUUACCUCUUUGUCAUAGUCGAUAGAUGACCUGAACAUGUCAAACUAAUUUAACUGAUAAAUAUUAAUGUAAAUGUAGCUAAGGAUAGUCACACACCUGAAGGAAUAAAAGUGUCACUGGGAUGUGGUAUGUAUGUUAAAUUUAAAAUGAGAAGUCAUUACAACAAUUAAAGAAUCCCAUAUCAAUCUGAAAGAUGCUGCUUUCUUGUAGAACACAGUUGUUAUGAAAUUGGAUACCCAGUUUGAAACUGUAUUGAGUACCUGUGGACGUUUUUCAGAUUCUGGAUUUUGAAUAGAUUUUUGCAAGAUGGUUUUUCACUUGUAGUAGGAAACACAGUUUCCAAAUCACCCCUUGAUAGUUUGGGAGUCCCAAAAACUUCAUACUGAAGGAGAAAUUUUGGAUGCUUCUUUUUUGAAGAUACUUUGUAAUUUUUAAGGGACAUACGUACUUCUGCCAUCUCUGGAUUCUUUGCUCUAGGAAAAGAAAGAAACAAACAGAAUGGUGUAAUUUCCUCUGAAAUUAAUUUUCUUUGCUUUCUAUAAAGGUAUAAAUAAGAUGAUGGAAUCACAUUGGCAUAGUGAGAAACAAAUACUUGUUUCCUCAGUAGUACCAAACAGUCAAGCUGGAGUUACCGUUUGCUGUGACCUGUACAUGUAGGUGCCACUGGGUUGGAAAGGACUCUGCCCAAAAGAACUCCAUUCUGCUUACUGCUUUUCAAUAUUACAGAAUGUAUUUAAAACAAAACAAAAUAAAACAACUACAACAGAAAACCACCCCACAUUCACCACAUUUCUGAGCUACAAAACCAUUACAGGUCAGAAUUUCCCCCUGAAAGGCUGAGCUGCAAUGUUUGCCCUGGGGACUCCAAGGGCUUCAUCAGCUUCUGAAAUGUUUCCUCAGCCACUGGGAAGUCGGUGGCUUCUCUGUUUUAAAAUGCCCUUCCAAACCUGACCUCCAAAAAUGGAUAUUGUGUGUUUUCACUUAAAUACUUGUCUUUCCUCCUACCAAAUUAGAAACAGGACAUUUAUUUCUUAUGUGGUCAUCCCAAAUUGCUGACUUUUGUACCCACUGAGUUCCACAUACAAUUGACAGCUGGAUGUCAUAAAACCUCAAAGUUUGAUCAUUCAAAUAAACUUCUUGUUAAUGAUUUUAUUAAUAGUUGCCCCAUAUAUAUCAAGUAAAAAAAAAAAAAAAGGUAAAAAAGAAAACUUGAUAGCAUUAUGUUGUAAAACUAGAGAUAAUCUAUGACUAUUAGUGGUUUCAGAAAGGGAUGGUGUUGCAAUUGUUUUUUCCACCUUGGUAAAUGCAUUUAUUAAGGUUUGAUAGGUACUGCUGGGCUAUGUAUCAGAUUACAAACUUCAGGUUUCAUUACCCUCAGUGGAACCACUGCCUUUAACUCAAUACUUAUGCCAUUAGCUACUAAAUGCCAUUAGCUUUUUCAUGUGUCUGCUGAUGAAGAAGUCAGUCUUCCUCAAACAACUAGACAAUUAAAAUCCUUCAAAUUUUUCCCCUCAACAAGUAGUGCUCUAAACCCUGGUCACUGAUGGCUUCUGUUUCAAUAGAACUCUGAAGUUUGGGGAUUUUUACUGAAUUCCCAGAUUGCUAUGCCAAGAUAUAAACUGGAAUACCUCUUACUCCUCACAGGAGGCAGCCAUCUAGACAUAGCGGAGGUCAGAUAGUUGUUUUAACUACAUGCCAUACGCAAGGCCUCCUGAGAUGUGCAGUUCACCAGGCAGCUACAGGAGGAAGUGUGGAGAGAGGGUAUGGUGGAGGAUACCAGCUCUGGGAUGUGGCUGGAUUCAACACCUUACCCCACCACUCUGCCUGGGUCCUUGUGCCUUCUGAAAUGCAGAGGACAUGAGAGUGGCUAAAGGACUCUUUGUUUUGUUAAUUAUAGGAGAAAAUUUAAUUAUAGGAGAAAAAAUUACCAGGCAGGUAAUAUUGCUAAUUUAUUGAUGCACAGUAUUCAAUGCUUGGUCCUAAAACCACUUUGUCAUACUUUUAAACCUAUAGUUAACACAUAAAAAAAGGUUAUGUAGAAGUCUGGAAAUGUAUUGUUUAGGUUACACAUAGGAAAACUAGAAACAAAAAUAAGCACUUUCUCAUAUGAAAGUUGAAUGAUUUUUAAAGACAAACAAUAAUGAAUCAGUGUUUUUGCUAGAAAGAGGUCAUCAGAUUAUCUUGUCAGUUGAUACUUUUUUUUAGGAAGAAUUUUUCCUUCUGCUAAAUUCUGAGUUGAUUAAUGUGAUAUUUUAUGUAAGAAUGUGCUCACCUUUCCUGCAGUUAAGAAAACAGUAUGGGGAGAAAUACAAAAUAGCAAAGAGGUAAAGAAACCUAUUUUCUGCUAUUGUUAGGAGAUUGCAAGUUUAAAGUGGAACAUACCUCCCAUUCAGGGGUGCUUGGAGCUGCAAGUCAGCCAGAUAUCUGUUGCUCUAGACCUUGUCAAUGCUUCCUCAUUUUAGAAAGACAUUUAUCUGACCAAAUAUUUUUUUUUUUUCUGUUGGAUAGUCUUGGGAGGAUCCAUCUCUGUUCUUCAAGUCUGUACAGGAUGUAGUAUAAUCAGAAAAGGCAGAGAGAGAGGAUAGGAGAAAUGUUAAUAGGGAAAGGAAAAUAGGUGUAGACAGAAUAGAAAUCCCCGUGUUUCAGACUGUGAUUUUGCUGAUUCAGUGUUGACAGCCGGUUGGUCUCAGCAUUUUUCUUGGGAUCUGGUGAUCAGGGUUCAGUGAUGCCGAAAAAAAAAAUCGGUUCAGUUAAGGCAGCCUUUUGCUAAGGACUCACAAGGCAGAAUUUAGUCCACUUUUUAAGGCUCAGUGUCCUUCUCUUUAAGAGCUCUAGAAAAAAGUGCUGGUGGGUGUAUUGUAGUAUUCUAAGUUAUUUUCAUCCACUAUUUAGUCCAAAAUCCAGCUCCAGUAGUCACUUCCAUCCAUAAUCUGUUUAUAAAUGUGGAACCUUCUUUGGUCCCCAAGUUCCAUUAAGUGUCUGUGAACUGGAUUAAUCUGUCUUCUUUUUGCUUGAAGACUUGUUUUUACAAGUUAUUACAUUUUAAUCUAAUUCCUGUGCUGGAAUUCAGUGUCAGCAUAGGUUUGUAGGGCUCUGGUUAAUACCAGAGAGUACCUCCAAAACUGGGCAGCUGGAUUUGGGGUGUUGGUGCCCAAAUUGUUCAUACAGCUCAUUCAUACAGUCCUUUCCUCCAAAACCCUCUGAAACAGGCCAAGGGUGGGCUGCAGAGCAGGUCACUUGCCUUUGAGGAUCAGACACAGCCUGCUGGCUUUUAGGUGUGUGCUUGCAUGUCAAGAUUAUUCAAAACACAUUUUUGGAAGGCAUGUGAGAAUCUGGCUAUAUGGCCAGGAAUUGAAAUAAAAGCUAUGGGAGACUGGCAACACUUGGGUGAUUUUCUGGUAUCCUCAUUACAACCUUGGAGACCUUCUGAUAAAGUUGCAGAAGAACCCACAUUAAAUUGACUUAAUGACAUAAACUCAAUUCAGCUACUGUCCAUUUCCUUCCCUAUCACACUCCUGGUUUUGAACACAAUUUCAGGGGAAAAAAAAAUCAGAUGCUGCAAAAUACACGUGUGUGAUAUAUUGACCUCACCUAAAUAACAUGUCUGUAUCUCUUUCUGAAAAUGUUGCUGUGCAUUGUGAAAAAUAAAAAUUGCUUUCUU